Mercurialis annua (annual mercury) is the source of this 1083-nucleotide messenger RNA. Its product is annotated as mediator-associated protein 2. Bases 306 to 917 code for a protein of 203 amino acids. The transcript has 5 exons. Lineage: Eukaryota; Viridiplantae; Streptophyta; Magnoliopsida; Malpighiales; Euphorbiaceae. The record is from RefSeq and is a predicted model, not a curated record.
UUACCUUUUGCGCAAUUAAAAAGUUCAUUCUUCUUCUUCUUCCUUUUUGUUUCUUUACCCAACAAACCCUAAUCUCUUAUUUUAUACCUUUUCAUUAAUUCCCUUCACGACUACCAUUUUAAUCUCCACCUUCCUAACCACAGCGGUUCGCCAGAAGCUCCUCAGCGCUGCCGCCAGAAAUUCCAUCAGCGCCGCCGUAGACCAGCAGCUCCUCACCCAGCUCGCCACGCCACCAGCAGCUCCUCUCCCAGCUGCUGCUUUGUGCUCUGUUCCGUCGUCUGCUGCAAUCUCUUGGUUUCUGAGCAAUGGAAGGUGUUGAUGAUGUGGCUUACUGGCCUACAGCGGAAUUUGAAGAAGACUCUAGGGAGCCCCUUUUUGAUCUUUCUUUAACAGACUCCGACUCAACUGAGUUUUGGCUCAUUCAAUGGCGACAUAAUGAACUUCCGGAUCUCCAUGGCAAAGAAUUAUCACUUAAUCUUCAUAGUGAUGGAUGCUUAGCGUCCUUUGAGGGAUCUUCAGGAAAAGUAUAUGAUGUGGUCAGUUGUGCUGCUCAAGAUCCUGAUGCAACUGUUUUCCUUUCCUCUGCAUCAGAAACAAAAUUUGUGGGGAAUAUUUCAAGGCGAGUUUCUCUUGCUCAUUUUCCUGAUCCGAAACAACUUGAGAAGGAAGCAGCUGAAAAGAAAUCAAAGCGACUCCAUGGGAUGUCUGCUGGAUCUUCCUACUAUUCUGCAACUCCAACCCAGACCAGCAAGCCAGGUUCUUCAUCAAGGGCACGUACGGCCUCAACACACAGUAGCAGGCAUAAAAGUUCUCUGUCUGAAUUUGGAGAGCCAACGAGUGCGAAAAGAAGACAGAAGCAUGAACAUGGUGCAUCAACAGAUAGAUCGACUCUAUAUUCAGGAAGGAGCCCGAAGUAAAUGUACUGUUUCAGGCAUCAAAGGAGAGUUAUGAAAACUAUUUAGUUGAGUCCCCCAAUUGUUUACAAGUGAUUGGAUAAAUGUUGUAACAAAAUUGUAUUAUGAUCUUUGGUAGUCCCUUAAUUGAUUUAAGCGGCAUAUGAUGCAGAGGUGAGUUUAUGCAGAA